Molecule: messenger RNA, 2402 nt
Organism: Gordionus sp. m RMFG-2023
Lineage: Eukaryota; Metazoa; Nematomorpha; Gordioida; Chordodea; Parachordodidae
Exons: 12
Coding region: 129-2261 (710 amino acids)
Source: RefSeq, a predicted model, not a curated record
UAAUAAACAUGUCAAAUUAAAAAAUAUUUCAGGAAUGUGAAGAAUUUAUAACGAUUUUAUUAUUUGUUCUCAAUGUGAAACCAAUACAUUAUUUUUUCCACAAUUAAAUUUAAAUAUCACAUUCUAAUAUGGGAAGAAAAUUUUCUACGGAAGAUUUGCAGGAAAAAAUGCUGCAAGAUUACAUGUGCGUAGCUCAAAAGAAUCCUAAGGUUAAAAAGAAACUCGAAGUCCUGACUACCUCCCAGACCAACCUGGACACGGAAAUGGAAUACAGCAGCGCUUCCAACUCAGUCGACAAUUUGACUCCCAGCAUGAACUCAGCCCAUUCAUCAGUGUCCAACAUUUCCCGACAAUUAAUAGAUCCAGAAUGGUUAAAAGAGGACGUCAUGCAUUGCAAGUGCAGGAUAGAGACUCUGAAGCAAGAGCUUAACAAGGGACUUAAUAAUUACCCCUUUUCCGCUACCAAUCAGGUCAAUAAUCACCACCUACCUCCCUCCCUCCUUCCUCAACCCCCUCGCAACCAUAAUUUGGUCCCUAACGUUGGUCUGUGCUAUUCGGAACUCUUCAUAGCUCCGGCUUCCGCUAAUAACUAUCCCCUGCCCGUAAUACCGGCCAAAAUGUUCAACAGCGAUCCUCUUUUGCAGGGUAAAAGCUUGGACCACUUAUACCCGGGCCAAGAUAACAACUACUUUUACUACUACAACAAUCAUAAUCACCCUCACGAUUCGAAUUAUGGGAAUCUGGCCGAUUCCUACGUUCACUCCGAUAUAAACAGCAAUAACGCGCCUUCUCAAAACGGGCAAAAUAUGGGUUACUUAGGCCUUAGCGGCGGUAAUGUCAGUGCCUUUUCCGAUCUUAGCCGUGAUCCCGACGGUUUAUCUCGCAACCACUCUUUCAAUCACGGAGGAAUAUCGGAGGGGGGCGAGAUCUAUUUUAGCGCCUAUAACAAUUCUUCCCUUUCUAAGGUCAAUAAUCAAUUGAAGGAACAUGACGGACAAGUCGGCAGGUCUUAUAAUAAUGCCAAUGAUAUGACAUGCGGGCGACAGUCAUCAUACCCAGAAACCAAUUUUCCAGUACAUCACCAAAUCAGCUGUGGCAGGAAUCUCAGCGAAACUUCGCUCUUGCAGAUAAUGUAUCUGAACGAACGUGAAAAACUGGAAAAAUUGAAAUCUCACUUGAGCCUGUUGGAAACCGUUUCCCAGCCGGAAUUCUCUAAUAAUGACGAUAAAGACAGAAUCUUGCAAAUGCAACAAAAGGACAACCUUUUAAAACGAUAUAAGCGCAUCGCCAAAGACGUCAUUUGCGGCGAAGAGAUCAACGUCCUCAAUCAAAAUAUAGCUAGCCUCGAAAAGGACCUUCAAACGGCGUUACGGUUUUCGAAUCAAACAAUAUCCGAAAGGAUAAAGUUGCAGAGCGAAAAGAACAAUAUUCAGAGGCAGUUACAAACGUCUAUGGAAGAAUUGGCCAAAAUUGAGGAAAGAUUGAAAGAAAAGAAUGGCUGCGAAGAGAAUCCUAGAUUAGGCAAUAGCAAUUCAUCACUAGAAUCAGCCCCUUACAAAGAACUCGAUGACGCUGUGAACGGGUCUUUGCCUCCUUGUUCCUCAGCCUCUUCCGCUCAACCUUCACCGCCACCAAUCUCCCCACUUAAUGCCUCCUUUACUUCCAACGAAGAAAUAUAUCUUGGUUUGCUGCACAAAGAAAGGCAGCUCCAAUACAUUUAUCAAAAGAUCGUCCAAUCAAAAGCAAAUAAGCCUGCGGUAGGCGAGCAUUGCAACGACGAAGUUCAUAGCAUCUGCAAGGUUCUCAAUACUGAAAUGAGUCCCACCUUGGUAGGAAAAUGCGUUCAUAUAUCUACGACGCCUACUAAGGUAUUUAAGAGGGAGGAUACCUUGACGGAAAAUAAAGAGGAAUCUAUAAUCAAUACUCCUAUCAUGGUUAAUCAAGUCCACCUACCUACAAGCAACCCAUCAUCGCAUGCCAUAUCACCAGAUCCUCAAAAAAAUGACAUACUUGACUCUCAACCCUCUCUUACUCCUGGUGAUAUAAAUUCAAGCACUCUGGACGAAGGCAUUAACCAGAAUUCACAGAAUGCCGUCUCUUCCUUUAACGGUUACUCCAUGCGGGAUACUAAAACAAGAACCGUUGUUUUAUCUACAAUAGAAAACCGCGCUACCAGCAGGGAAUCAACUCCCAUCUUCAAAAAACUGCCUAACAAUAUUUCAAAGUCAAAAACAAUCACCGAAUGUUACGCGUUCGUAUGAAUAUUCGAAACUCCAUUAUAGCUUAAGUUGGUUACCAUAAUACUUAUUUAUAGAGGUGGGACUCGUUUAGCUACCUUCUUAGUCGUGUUAAUUAUCACUUAUCUUCCAGCCACUGUAUUUCAUUCGCUAUGCAUUUAUGAU